GGAAAAUAGUUAUGACUACGUUCAAGGAAGAUCUUGAGAAACAUAUUGCUAACUCAGGUAUUGAUGUUGAAGGACUGAGGAAAAGUGCAUGGAGAGACAUGUACGAGCAUGAUCUCAACAUUCUGAAGCAUUUAGAUGAAGAUAGAGCUGCUAAGUUCAACUCAUUUACUUUCAAUCUUUCGAGAGAAGACAAGUUCAGGGAAAACAUUAGAAGAGGAGCUAGGCUGAAGGAGAUGGCUUAUGAAGGAAAGAUCCCUCAUGUAGAUCAUGAGAACACUGUUAUUUUUGUGAUGGCAAUGAACUCUUUUCAUCCGGCAAGUGUUCAUCAUAGUAUGUUCGAAUCAAUUAUCAGGGUGGUUGGAUCUGAUGAACAAGUCGCAGAAAUUUUAGAUGAUGUUUUAGCUUACAAGAUUAUCGGCUGUUAUGCCCAGACCGAGAUCGGUCAUGGCUCUGAUGUCCAAGGACUCCAGACCGAAGCUAUCUAUGAUGAAGCCACUGAGGAGUUUAUCAUCAAUUCUCCAUCCAUCAAGGCAUACAAGUUCUGGCCAGGAGAUCUCGGUAAAAUGGCUAACUAUGCAUGUGUUUUUGCCAAACUUCUUGUAAAAGGGCAAAACUAUGGAGUUCAGUCAUUUUUGGUUAGAAUCAGGGACUCUGAGUCGCAUACUCCGUUAAAAGGAAUUGAGAUCGGAGAUAUUGGCCCUAAAUAUGGGUAUGCCUGUAAAGAUAAUGGAUAUAUGGCUUUCAAUAAUAUCCGAGUUCCAAGAUCUGCAAUUCUUUCAAGAUAUAUCAAUGUCUCAAAGAAGGGAGAUAUCGAAAUGAAAGGAGACCCAAGAAUUGGAUAUGCAACAAUGCUAGGGAUCAGAGUUGGGCUUAUAAUGAUGGGAUGGCAAGUAAAGUUUUCGAGUCUUGCUCAUUCAGCUAGAUAUACUUUAAAGAGAAAGCAAUUUAAGUCUCUUCCUGAGGCAGAUGUCGAGAGACCAAUCUUCGAUUAUCAAGCUACCCAAGAAAAGUUAGUAUCAAUAACUUGAUACUCAUAUGCAAAUAUGAGUAUCUCUCACUUCUUAACAGAUAUGUUCUACAAGAUGAUGGACAAUGUUAAGAAUGAAGACUUUUCAAUUAUGAAUGAUCUCCAUGUACUCAUCAGUUCUCUUAAGGCGUAUUGGAUGGACUAUGAUAUGAUGGCUCUCUAUAAUCUGAGAGAACUUCAAGGCGGGCAUGGAUUCAUGUAUUUGGGAAAUAUUCCAGAAUUAAUAGAGGGCUGGUCUCCAAAUGUGACUCUUGAAGGUGAUGGAUAUGUCCUAUACCAGCAGACAACAAGAAAACUUUUGAAGAAACUCCAAUCAUUGGCUAAAGGAAAAUCUAUUAAUAAGACCUUCUAUCCUUAUAUAGAACAAAUCUUCUCUGUUCAAGGCUCCACUGAGUCUGACUCAGACAUUAGAGACACUCACAAGCUCCUCGAAGUUCUCAGAGUUGCCCUCAGUCACGAACUUCUCCAACUUGCUGAAGCUCUUGCUAAGCAAGAUCAUCACUCGUUUGAUACCAAGUGGAACACAGUCUUCCAGGUCGAAAUUGCCAACCUGGCCAAGCUCCAUGCAGUCUACAUGUCUGGACUGUCACUGGCUGCCAGAGUGCCUACUCUAUCCGAAGACAAGUUCACACAGCAAGUCAUGACCAAGGUCUGCAAUGUCUUCGUCACUGAAGAAAUCCUCAAGCUGGCGCAGACUGCUCUGCUUAAAGGUUAUGUCAAUGCAGAGCAAAUGGUCGGAAUCCACGAGUACCACACUGAGCUGGUGGAGUCACUAAAGCCACAUGUCGUUGCUCUGAUUGAGUCACAGAUUAUCCAUGAAGCUUUGGUACCAGGGACAACAUUGAGUGGGCAAGACUCAGACUAUGCUGGGAAGUUGUAUGAGAUGGCGACGCUGAACCCUUUAAACUCCACUCACAAGAUGCCAAAUGUAGACUUAAAGCUGAAGCUUCUAUCAAAGAAGCUAUCUAAUUUUGCUAAAAUCUAG
Moneuplotes crassus is the source of this 2012-nucleotide messenger RNA. Lineage: Eukaryota; Ciliophora; Spirotrichea; Euplotida; Euplotidae. The record is from the annotation of a GenBank genome assembly.